Molecule: messenger RNA, 3196 nt
Organism: Fukomys damarensis (Damara mole-rat)
Lineage: Eukaryota; Metazoa; Chordata; Mammalia; Rodentia; Bathyergidae
Gene: Ifnar1
Product: interferon alpha and beta receptor subunit 1
Exons: 14
Coding region: 1-2328 (775 amino acids)
Molecular function (GO): protein binding
Source: RefSeq, a predicted model, not a curated record
AUGGCUCAGCUAAAGGUCAAAGUGCAGGCAAGGAAGGCUGCCACCCAAAUAAAAGGCUCCUGCCUCUUUAUGGACUUGGAGAAAAGUAGAGGUGCCACGAGCAGAGAGAUUCUGAACAGAAAUAGAGACAAGUGCCUUCACAAGGCUGUCAGUAGCCAGAGCUCCAAAUGGAGGAGCCAGGAUAGGAAUACAGACACAAUCUCCAGCAAGACUAGCCUGGGAGGCCUAAGCCCUCAAGAGCAAGCCCCUCUAGAAAACAGUGAUGGACUGCUCUGCCCCCACUCUGGUGUGGGGAAGGCAGGUUCCUCCACGGGGCCUGUCAGACAGUCUUUGAUCAAGGCUGAAAGGCUCCCUGUGGUCAGGACCAUCCCCGAGUUGUCAACAGGAUUUGGGCCUGGAGCCAGAUUCCACAGUGUUAAGGUGUGGAUCCCCAGUCAUUCCCCUCACCCUGGGAGACGUCCUUGUGUCCAGCCAGCUGUCACCGCACACCUGGUCCUCCCACCUCGCAGAAUUCCCAGCGCCACGCUCCUAGAGCCUGAGUCAAGGACGCUGGAUAGCGCCCCGAGGUCCACCAAGCGUUCCCAGCCGGCCAAGGACCGGAAGUGGCUUGGCAGGGGGCGGGGCUUCCUGAGCUAUGCCCCGCGCAGGCGCAGUUUACUGGGACCCACGGCGCUGGUGCUGGUGGCCGGGGCGUCGUGGCCGUCGCCCGCAGCCUCAGAUGAAAAAAGUCUAAAACCUCCUCAGAAAGUAGAGGUCUCCAUCAUAGAUGACGACUUUACCCUGAAGUGGAAUGGGAGCCAGGAGUCUAUCAGGAAUGUGACUUUUUCAGCAGAUUAUAUAACAUCUGAGAUGGAUAAUUGGAUAAAAUUGCCUGGGUGUCAACAUAUCACAGGUUCAAAAUGCAACUUCUCCUCGCUUGAUAUAAAUUUUUAUGAAAAUAUUACUUUGCGUAUAAGAGCAGAAGAAGAAAAACACACUUCUUUGUGGUAUCACACUGACACGUUCAUACCUUUUGAGAAAGCUCACCUUGGUCCUCCAGAAGUACGUUUAGAAGCUGAAGAUAAAGCAAUAAUAAUAUACUUCUUCCGUCCCGGAAGAAAGGAUGAUACUUCUAUAUGGGAUAUGGAUACUACAAGCUUUUCAUUCAGCUUAAUUUUCUGGGAAAACUCUGCACAUACGGAACAACAAAUUGAAACUGAUCAUUACAUGGAUAAAAUUUAUAACCUCUCACCAGAGACGACUUACUGUUUGAAAGCUAAAGCAAGACUACCUUUGCAGAAUAGAUCUGGUGUCUAUAGUCCUGUAUAUUGUAUAAAUACCACAGUUGAACAUAAGCCACCUGCACCAGAAAAUAUAGAAGUUGGUACUCAAAAUCAGAGCUAUGUUCUGAAAUGGGAUUACGAAGAUAGAAAUGUGACCUUUCGAGCUCAGUGGCUAUAUGCCUUUUCAAAACUGAUUCCUGGAGACAACUUAGAUAAAUGGAAACAAAUAUCUAACUGUGAAAAUGUCAGAACUACAUAUUGUGUAUUUCCUCAAAAUAUUUUCCUAAAAGGAACUUACUUUCUCCGUGUGCAAGCAUCUGAUGGAAACAACACAUCUUUUUGGUCUAAGGAGAAAAAAGUUAAUACUGAAAUGUACUAUACCAUAUUUCCUCCAGACAUUUCCAUGAAAUCCACUAGUGAUUCACUGCGGGUCUUUGUCACAGCUCCAAAAGAGCCCUGGAACAGAUUUCACCCAUUCAUUUAUGAAAUUAUUUUUUGGGAAAACACUUCAAAUACUGAGAGGAAAAUUAUAGCAAAAGAAAUGGACAUUGCUAUCCCUAACUUGCAACCACUGAGGCUAUAUUGUGUCAAAGCCAGGUGGCACCUUCUGGAGGACGAGAGGAAUAAAACCAGUGCUUUCAGUGCUGCAGUAUGUGAGCAAACGAAGCCAGGAACUUUUUCUACCAUGUGGAUAGUAAUUGGAAUUUUGCCCCUACUGGUCAUAGUCAUCUGUGUUAUGAAAAUCCUUCAGAGGUGUCUCAACUAUGUGUUUUUCCCGGCACUUAAACUUCCUUGCAGUAUCGAUGAGAAUUUCUCUGAACAUUCAUUUGGAAAUCUUCUACUUUCUACUUCUGAGGAACAAACAGAAAAAUGUUUCAUAAUUGAAAACACACAAAGUGUUAUCAUAGCAGAGCAAACUAAUGAAAUUGAUGAAGACUGCAAGAAGUACGAUCCCCAGACCAGUCAAGAUUCAGGAAACUAUUCUUAUGAAGGUGAAACUCUGGAAAGUCAAAUAAGUGAAGAGCUUCUGCAGCAGAAAGUCCUAUCUCCAGGAAUGAUCUCCUGAGUCCUCCGUUGCCCCAGGAGUUUGUCCUAGCACUGAGCUCUCAGGGCCUGCACAGAGGCUGUUCGCUUGUGGGGAAGGAAGACAAGCUUCAGAUCAAGGUCUUGACCAUACAGGCAAGCAUCAAAAUAUAGUGAGAGGGUCUGGAGCCAAGUGUGCUGCCUUCGUCUGGGCUGUCUGAUGAGUUAGCUCUGAGCAUGGCCACCGUCUUCCCAGGGCUUCCGUACCACUGUGCUGCAUUCUGUGGCUACAGAGAAUGUAUGGCUACCUCAGGUAAUUCUGCCAUACUGCUGCUGGCUUCCUUUGUUCUCCAUUUCGGAGACUGUAGGAGAUAUUUAGGUCAUUUGAGGUAGGCCUUUGUGAUAUUUACGUAGAAAAAUCUGAAUGCCGUUAUCAACUUGAUUUUCUGCAAAGUAACCACAGAUGCCAGGAAAAUGAUGAUUAAAAGUAUUGUGAGAACAUUGGCUUCUGUAACACAGAUACCUGUCCUUACAUUCAGAUUUCCUAAUUCAUAACCUACUAGAACAAUAGCUUCUGAUUAGGAUUUUGAGUCACUGAAGUCCUAGAGAGCAGUUACUAAUUUUAAGAGAAGCCAUUGUUCUGUUUUUUAUCUCAAGAGUAUGUACUGAUUAGGUACAGUAUACAUAGGAAAUAGUCUUAGGACCAGAAAAUACCCAUUUUAAAAAAGAGAAGUAGACUCAUAAGGAAGACAAGUGAAUUUGAUGAAAAAGUAAGAAUAAUGUGUACAAUCUUUUUAGCCCAUUGUGUUUUUAUGGCUUAGCUGUGUCACUUUAAAACCAGACUACCAGGCGUGGUGGUGCAUGCCUGUAAUCCCAGCACUCAGGAGGCUGAGGCAAGAGGAUUGCCAAGA